Nezara viridula (southern green stink bug) is the source of this 3195-nucleotide messenger RNA. NCBI's taxonomy places the organism in Eukaryota, Metazoa, Arthropoda, Insecta, Hemiptera, Pentatomidae. The record is from the annotation of a GenBank genome assembly.
AUGACAAAAGAAGAAACAGGAUCUGGUCAUGGUUCGGAACCUGGUUCUCUGGACUCUGAGUACGAUGAUGGACUGGCGAUUUCAGAUAUUGAUGUCCCAUCUCCUGUUACCUCCCCUGCGGAACAACGGAAGAAUCUUGAUACAAUUUACAAUUUCAGAUUAAUCCACAAAGAACCUGUAAAAUUCAAAUCACCUCAAAGACGGGUUUUCAACUCCGAUCACGAGAUAUAUUUAGAUAUCGUAGAUUAUGAAAGAAGUGUUACAACUCAUAUUAUAUACCCGAAUUUGUAUACAAUACAGUUGCGAUAUGGAGAGUUCAUGUGGACUGUUAAAAAGCGGUACAGCCAAAUUUAUCAGCUGCACCAGCAACUUAGACUGUUCAGAGCUUCAUUGAAAAUCCCUCUGCCUACUAAAGCACACAGAGAAAGGAGAAGUAGUUUUAAACAAGAAGCUAGCAGAAAUAAACAUUCAAACAAAAAAAUGCCCAGAUUUCCUUCAAAGCCUGAAGCUCUCAUUCCAAUAGAACAGUUGCCGACCAGAAUGCAACAGCUUGAAGAUUAUUUAAGAAGCUUACUGAAGAUAAAAAUUUAUAGGAACCACCAUGAAUUGGCAAAUUUCUUUGAAGUGAGUCAUCUCUCAUUUAUUUAUGAAUUGGGUGACAAAGGUAAAGAAGGAAUGGUGCAAAAAAGGACACAACGAACAGCUUCAGGAAGCAGUGCUUGGAAUAUCUGUGGCUGUUUGAAUCAAAACCUCUGCGUUAGAUGCAAUUUUGUGUGUGCUGAUUUAUGUGGGUCAUGGCGAACAAGAUGGCUAGUUGUUAAAGACAAUUUCAUUGUGUAUACUCAACCAUCAUCAGGAAGAAUAAAAUGUGUUCUUUUAUUUGAUUCCGCUUUUGAAGUAUCCUGCGGAAUAUUUCCAACUAAUGUUCUUCUUAUUACUAAUCUCUCUAGGCAAAUUGUGAUUAAGUGCCCAACUAGGAGAACAGCUCGUGAUUGGCAAAAUUAUAUUAGAGAAAAAUUGAGAAAUGAAGGAGCUGAUUUUUCACAGAGAAGCAGGUACAUGUCCUUUGUUCCUCCGAGAUCAAAUGUCUUCGGCUGUUGGCUCACCGACGGUUGCUCCUACAUGUCUGCAGUAGCUUCAGCUCUGGAACAAGCGAAACAAGAAAUCUACAUCGCUGAUUGGUGGCUGUCUCCAGAGAUACAGUUAAGAAGGCCACCUAAUGGAGAAACCUACAGGCUUGAUAGGAUUCUACAAAAAAAAGCUGAUGAAGGUGUUAAAAUAUUUAUCCUAUUGUACAAAGAAGUGGAAAUGGCUUUGGGAAUUAAUAGUUUUUAUAGCAAACAACGGCUUAUAUCUGAAUGUCGCAAACCAGAGAAUUUGAAGAUCCUUCGUCACCCAGACCAUGCUAAGGCUGGAGUUUUCUUUUGGGCUCAUCAUGAGAAAUUGGUGGUUGUUGAUCAGACAAUAGCUUUCUUGGGUGGAAUUGAUCUUUGCUACGGGAGAUGGGAUGAUCAUCACCAUAGAUUAACUGAUUUAGGAAUUUCACCAGAGGAAAACAUGGCGUCUUUUCUUUCACUAGGAAUGGCAGCUAGCCUUUUUCCAACAUCUGUUACCUCUCUUAACUCAAAUAGUAAUAGAGAAUCGCUUUUUGAGGAUGUCAUGGUUCAACCAUCUCCUGAAAAUAUUAAAUGCGACACUCCUGAAAUGGGAAGAAAGUCAAUGUUUGAUACAAUGAAAUCAAGAAUGCAUCUGUGGAACUUCAGUUCAGAAGAUGAUAGCGAUGAUGAAUAUAAGCCAUCAGUUUCAUCAGAACAGAAUGAAGAUGUUUUUAUAAAUGAGGAAAGUAAACUCAAGUCCAACAUCUCUUCUUAUGGUAUUAAGUCAAGCCUUGAUGUAAGUUGUUUUGAUAAACUUUGGAUUGGAAAAGAUUACACUAAUUUUAUUUUGAAAGACUUCCAGAAUCUUGACAGGCCUUUUGAAGAUCUAGUUGACAGAAGUAAAACUCCUCGGAUGCCAUGGCACGAUGUUGGAGUCAUGGUUCAAGGACCUCCAGCGAGGGACUUAGCUCGCCAUUUCAUUCAGAGGUGGAAUGCAGUCAAGGCAGAAAAAUCAAAGCUAAAUCCACAAUAUCCUUAUCUUCUUCCGAAAUCCUACAGGAAUUUCACAGAGUUCAUCAUCCCUGGUCUCAAACAAAACAGAAUCAAUUGCCAGGUUGUGCGAUCCAUUUCGCACUGGUCUUGUGGGGCGCUCGAUCCCGAAUUUUGGGAAGGUAGCAUCCAUGAGGCUUACGUUGAUGUUAUUAGCAAAGCUGAACACUACAUUUAUAUUGAAAAUCAGUUCUUUAUAACUGGAGGCCAGGUUAAGAAUCAAGUUGGAGAUGCUCUUGUCAGGCGAAUAAUUAGGGCUCAUAGAGAAGGUACUCAAUUCAGAGUUUAUGUUAUUCUUCCUCUUUUACCUGGAUUUGAGGGAGAAGUUGGAAGUCCUAGUGGUACUGCACUCCACGCUAUUACACAUUGGAAUUAUGCAUCUAUUUGCCGUGGCAAGUCUUCAUUAUUGAGUCGGUUGAAAAGUUCUGGUAUUGCCGAUCCUUCUGAAUACAUUACCUUUCAUGGUCUCCGUAAUCAUGCAGAAUUGAAUGAUAAACUGGUGACUGAACUGAUAUAUGUACAUUCCAAGCUGCUGAUUGCCGACGACAAAAUAAUGAUUUGUGGCUCUGCCAAUAUUAAUGAUAGGUCUUUACUGGGCGUUCGGGAUUCUGAACUAGCUGUUGUCAUUACGGAUGAAGAUUUCAAACCUGGAAUUAUGGCUGGGAAGGAAUACAUGAGCGGUCGAUUUUGUGGCUCUCUUAGAAGAUCACUUUUCCGAGAACACUUAGAUCUUUCCGGUCCUAAAAUCAAAGAUCCUGUGUGUUCUGAGUUCUAUCACGGUAUUUGGAGGAAGACUGCGGAGAAAAACACAAAAAUUUAUGAGGAGGUUUUUCGAUGUUUGCCAUCAGAUGAAGUAAAAUGUUUUGAUGAUAUCAAAAGCCAUUUCAGAGUUCCUCUAACAAAUACCAAUCUUAGCGCAGCAAAGGAACUUCUUCGAAAAAUCCAAGGCUACCUGGUCAUGUUCCCUUUGGAAUUCCUCAAAGAUGAAUCGCUUACUCCGAAUCCAGGUCGAGUUGAAGUACUUCUUCCAACUUCCGUUUGGACAUGA